This is a messenger RNA of Neurospora tetraspora, 777 nucleotides long. RefSeq lists its product as uncharacterized. The annotation marks the transcript as partial. The transcript is spliced from 2 exons. The record is from RefSeq and is a predicted model, not a curated record. NCBI's taxonomy places the organism in Eukaryota, Fungi, Ascomycota, Sordariomycetes, Sordariales, Sordariaceae.
CAACACCGACAAGCAACCGGUGUAGUACCGGGGCCUCUGAUGGCUGUCUUUCCGGGAGCGCACAUGCAGGGCAUGUACGCUGUCCCUGUCAUGAUUCCGGCGCAGCCUCUAACCCAGGCUACGUUGAACUACACCUGGGCCAACCCCUACACUCGCGGCAUGGAGCCACAGCCGACUGAAAUGCUUCAACCAUUGUGGCAUUAUCCAGGAAACACCAUGUACCAACCGCACUUACUCUUGGAUCAGCUGCAACCUUCUUGCCCGGUUGACAAUGGCGGAUCUGGCUCGAAGCUGGUUCACAGCGACGGUCAUGUGCAAGUCAAGGUGCCUGGACAUCUGAUGGCAAAGAACAUGAGCCAAAACGCCGAGCGUAACAAUCAAGACAUCCCAUCCGACCUAGAGCCGUUCCCGGCUUGCGGACGCGAUUUUGCAAAGACGCUCAGCAAGGUCAUGACCAAAACCUCCGAUCGCCUGAUGGCAUUGCUAGAGGCGGAACUGGACAGACUGGACAAGCUGGACGCUGCGAGCGAAGCCAGUGGUGCUGUCCAGGAUGUAAACAUCAAGCCUGGCAUCAAGUCCGAAGGCAACUCUGGGCAAAACGACGAGCUUGACUCACCUGGCACGGAGAGUGACAAGGCGGAUGAAGAGCCGCCCAUUUUGAAUGAGGUAGGAAGCAGGCCUCAGACGAGCGACGAGCCCAAGAAGUUUCAUCGAGUCACCAUGACCGACGAGCAGCAAGAGAGGAACACGGUGGCAGGACGCCCGCUGAGUUCGAAU